Molecule: messenger RNA, 1640 nt
Organism: Oncorhynchus masou masou (cherry salmon)
Lineage: Eukaryota; Metazoa; Chordata; Actinopteri; Salmoniformes; Salmonidae
Product: zinc finger protein 502-like
Exons: 2
Coding region: 505-1458 (317 amino acids)
Biological process (GO): regulation of transcription by RNA polymerase II
Cellular component (GO): nucleus
Molecular function (GO): RNA polymerase II cis-regulatory region sequence-specific DNA binding; DNA-binding transcription factor activity
Source: RefSeq, a predicted model, not a curated record
UCAGGUCAAAAUGAUCCAUGUCAGAACUAUGGUUCUAUGGUUCAAUUCAAUGUAGUGGGUCUAAAGUUUGUUCUAAAUUAUUAAAAACGAAUCAAUCAACACAUGCUUUUCUAUGAACGACUUAAUAUGAUAAUCAACUUUAAUUAAUUAAAAAAUAAACUUUUGGUUCCUCAACUGCGUUGCCACUCCAGUCAGCAGAUGGCGAUGUGCGUCUUUUAGGUUCAGGCGAUGCUGCCAGUGUGACGUAUAAUCUAGUGGACGGGACGCUGCUUCAACAACAACAGUUCGACACCCUCGGUAGCUUAAUAGCAAACAUAGCUACAACAUUCACUCUCUUUAUACUGUUUUGGUGUAUAUUAGUCGCUGUGUACUAAACACACUUCUGUCUUAUGUACGUGUUGACCCAUUUAAUUAUAUAAUUACGUUGUUUGUCAGCUAGCUGGUUUGCUAAAUUAGCUUAGAACUAGGCUAGUUGCUAAUGCUAGCUAGCGAACAUCCCCGACCAUGAGUUCACUAAGCUGCUCUCCUCCUGCUAAAGAAGAGGAGGUCUUCUGGACGGAGAAAGAAGUUCUCCCGAAAGAGGAGGAGGAAGAGAAGGAUGUUUCAAUACAAAAACAAGUAGAGGGUGAAGCUGUUACCGUGAAAGAAGAAGAGAAAGACGUUUCAGUGGAAGAAAAGGAAGACUCGUUCAGAUUGAAAGAGGAGGAGGCGGAGAUGACUGUCACAUCGGUAAAGGAGGAGGAGGAAGAAGAGGACACUGGACAUCUGGGCCCGGUUUCCCAAACGCAUCUUAAGGCAUCCUAUGGUUCUAACGGUGAACUCAGCCGUAAGAUGGUUUUGAGAAACCGGGCCGUGAUUAACACUAGAGAGAGACGUGACUAUCGUGGAUCCUCUGGGGAGCCUCAACAACAUCAUGAAGCUGAUGAGGCAGAGAAGAGUCCCACCCGAUCAGAACUCCUCAAGAAACACCAGUGGAGACCAACAGGGAAGAAAUCUCACUGCUGCUCUGACUGUGGGAAGAGUUACUUAAGAUCAAAUUCACUAAAAGUACACAUGAGAAUUCACACCGGAGAGAAACCUUAUAGCUGUGAUCAAUGUGGGAAGAGUUUUACUACAUCUAGCCAUAGGAUUGCACACCAGAGAACACACACAGGAGAGAAACCUUAUAGCUGUGAUCAAUGUGGGAAGAGUUUUACUCAGUCAAGCAGCCUGUUAUCUCACCAGAGAAAACACACAGGAGAGAAACCUUACAGCUGUUAUCAAUGUGGGAAGAGUUUUACUCAGUCAAGCAACCUUGUAUCACACCAGAGAACACACACAGGAGAGAAACCUUAUAGUUGUGAACAAUGUGGGAAGAAUUUUACCACAUCCAGCCAUCUGAUUGUACACCAGAGAACACACACAGGAGAGAAAUCUUAUAGCUGUGAACAAUGUGGGAAGAGAUACUCUGAUAAAUGAUCUCUGAUCAAACAUCAGAAAAUACAUACAUGAAGUAGUUGUUUCAUGAUAUCAAUGAAUUAAUGUCACAAUGUAGAAUGUUUAAACAUUGUAGUAGGAGUAUUUUAAUGAUGUCACAAUGUAGAAUGUUUUAACAUUGUAGUAGCAGUAUUUUAAUGAUGUCACAAUGUAGAAUGUUUUAA